AUGACAGAAAUACCCGUUUAUAUAUCCGGCUACACAAAUAAAGAAAGCAGAGGCAUAUACCUUUAUUCAUUUGAUCCUGCUACAGGUGUUUUAAUACCCAAGGAUUUAGCUGCCGAGUCAGUGAAUCCUUCUUUCUUCACCAUCAAUAAAAGCAACCGGCAUUUGUAUGCUGUGAAUGAAGUACAAGAGUAUAAGGGUCAAAAGACGGGCUAUAUAUCAGCUUAUGUACGCGACAAAGAGACUGGUUUAUUGACGCUUGUAAAUGAGCAACCCUCUGCUGGUGAAGAUCCCUGUCAUUUAGUAUGCGAUUCAACUGGCAACUAUCUUCUUGUCGCAAACUAUUCAGGCGGCUCUAUUGGCGUCCUUCCUAUAAUUUCUCCAGGUUCACCAGAUUCAGCUUUAGGUAGAGUGAUAUCCAAUCCCAACCAUAACAGCCUUUACGACGCUACGUUCGGUGUAGCUAACCGUCAAGAAAAAGCACACAUUCACUCUAUUGACCUGGACCCCAUUGCUCAGCAUUACGCUUUUGCGAACGAUUUAGGAUGUGAUCUGCUUGUCACCUACAAAUUCGACCGUCAAAACAGUGGCGAGCUAAAUCCAUUUUCUACCUUCGAGUUCCCCAAGGGCGCAGGUCCUCGUCACUUGAAGUUUGCACCUAACCACAAUAACUUUUGCUAUGUGGUAGCAGAACUUUCAAACGAAGUCUUCAUGCUGGAAUUCAAUUUCCACGAAGGCAAGUUUUACAAAGUUCAACAAAUUCCUGCAUUACCCGAGGAUUUCAAAGACUUUAAUCUGGGAUCUGAAAUCGAUAUAUCUCCUAAUGGUAAAUUUCUAUACGUAUCUAUGCGGGGUUAUGACGCUAUUACGAUAUUUUCUAUCGAUGAAUGGUCAGGCAAGUUGUCCUUAGUAGGAUACCAAAAUACAGGUGGCAAGCAUCCGCGCCAUUUUACAAUUGAUCCUACAGGAAAUUUCUUAAUCGUUGGCAAUAUGCAUUCUAAUAAUGUAGUCGUCUUCAAAAUGAAUCAAAAUACAGGGUUGUUAACGCAAGUAUCAACUGUAGACCAUAUACAACCAACAUGCAUUCAAUUUUGGGCAUAA
Molecule: messenger RNA, 1098 nt
Organism: Mycotypha africana
Lineage: Eukaryota; Fungi; Mucoromycota; Mucoromycetes; Mucorales; Mycotyphaceae
Product: Lactonase, 7-bladed beta-propeller-domain-containing protein
Exons: 2
Coding region: 1-1098 (365 amino acids)
Molecular function (GO): protein binding; 6-phosphogluconolactonase activity
Source: RefSeq, a predicted model, not a curated record